ACUACAUUUAAAACGCUGGAAAGCAUUGGUGGCACUAUACAAAAACAAAUUGGUUUAUAAUCUCACAAGCUUCACCUUUCUGACAUUCUGAGACCCAAACAAAUUAAGCGCCUUCUGUGCUUUGAUUUAAGUCUCACUCAUAUACAUGCGGCUUGGAAAAGCCAGACAGUCAGACCAACCCGUUAUAAAAAAGUAGGACCUAAUCAAAAUUUAUCGGACAUGUCCGUCGGACCGACGUAUUUUGGGAAGUCUGUGAAUCAAACUCAAAUAAAUUCUGCAUAAACCAAUUCAGGGCAAACAUGUUUUACAUGUACUUUCUGGCAGUGGCUUCCUACAAAAGAUGUGAAAAUGAGCUAUGGUGAGAGAGAGAUGCUUAAAAUAAUGAUUGAUGAUUCCUGUUGUAAAACUGAUGAUUUGAAGGAAAACACACAAAUUGAGAAGUAUAGACGUGGUCUUUGUGAAAAAAAAAAUUUUCGACAAAAAAUCUUAAAACACAUCAGGUACUUAACACUAAUGAGAAAACUGUUAUCUGUUUAAUUUGGGAAAACCCAUAUUAAUUUUUCUUCUAGUGCCUUUGAACAUCAUCUGUUAUUACGCACUGCUAAGAAAAUAUAUACAGCUGCUGUUAUUUUUGUGAAUAUUCGCGUAUUCGAAAAUGUGAGUUGAAGAAACACAUGUUGGUUAAACAUCCUUGUGAGAAGGAAGGAAAUGUUCUGGUGAGAAGGAAGGAAAUGUCCUGGUGAGAAGGAAGGAAAUAUUAAUUGUGUGAUCAAUCUUUUUCAAGAACAUGAAGAAGUUACCAGCUUAUUCCAUGUUAUGACUGGUGAGAAAAACUGUUAAUGUGAGAUAUGCGCUCAGUGGUCAUUGUAAAUUGCAUAUAAUAAAACAUACUUGAUAGAGAAGUCUCAAAUGUUCAGUAUGCCAGCAUUCAUUUUUGCACAGUCAUUAUUAUACUUGUACUCUUAAAGUGCAUGUGAUAGUACACACUUUUGAGAAGAAACAUAGCUGUGAAAUAGGACAGCGUUCAUUGGUGUGCACAGUUGUAUUAUUGAAACAUAAUGGCAGAAAAUGUUAGUAAGAAGGAUUAUGAAUGUGAAGUAUGCCAUCGUUCUUUUGUACGCAUUCAGAGUCUUGCAGGGCAUAUGAGGAUACACACUAGUUGCACGCGUGAGAAAAAAUAUACAUGUGACCUAUGUCAUCGUUCCUUUACAGAAAAGCGUUCUCUUAAUGCACAUAUGACUGGUGACAAAUGUAGAAUAUGUCAACAAUCAUUUUCACACCAAUGUAGUCUCAAAGCACAUAUGAUAAAGCACAUUGGAGAGAAGAAUUACACAUGUGGAAUAUGUCAGCGUUCAUUUGUGACCUCUUGGAAACUUAAAAUGCAUAUGACAGUACACACAGGUGAGAAGAAAUAUGUGUGCAAAAUAUGUCAUCAUCCAUUCGCCCAAAAUGGUAAUCUUAAAAAACAUAUGACUGUACACACUGGUGGGGAAAAUUUUGAAUGUGAAGUCUGUUUUAAAAAAUUUUCUUAUUCUUCUUCUCUUAGAAAACAUAUGAAAAUACACACUGGUGACAAACAUGUUAAAUGUGAAAUGUGUAAUUUCCUAUUUCCGUCAUUGUCGAAACUAAAUGCACAUAUGAAAAUGUGCCAUAUAGGUGAGAAAAAUUAUAUGUGUGAAUUAUGUGGUCGUUUAUUUUCCUUUAAUUCUAACCGUAAAACACACAUGAAGUUACACACUGCUUUGACAGUUUAUAAAUGUGAGGUAUGUAAUGAACAUUUUUCUUUAAGAUCUAGUUUCAUAAAACAUAAGAAACAACACGCUAGUGAGAAAUGUUAUAAAUGUGAUAUAUGCAGUCGCUUAUGUAAAACAUUUGGUAAACUAAAUGAUCAUAUGAAAGUGCAUAUUGAAAGGAAUUUUUUGUGUGAAAUAUGUGGUGUCUUAUUUGCACGGAAUAAUAAUCUUCAAAAACACAUAAAGAAUUUGCACUAUGUUGAGAAGAAAUUGAAGUGUGAAUUAUGCGAUUGCACAUUUUCAAAAAAGAGCCGCCUUAAUGCACAUAUGAAAAGACACCCUAGAUGAACAGAAAUAAAUGUAUAGAUGUGAAAUACACAUGUAUCAUCAUAUUUUGAAAAUUUGUUGGGGUUUUUUGUGUCGCUUUGAAAAAAGUGACAUAUAGGGGUUACUUUUGUCGGCUGUAUCAGUGUCUUUGUUGGUGUCGGCAGUCCUUUAAGUUUAAUUGUUUGGAGCAUAAGUCAGUCUCAAUAAGUUGGAUUAACUCCAAACUUGGAAUGCAUGCCAAAGUGCAGUGCACAAGAAUUGUUACAUAUACUCUGCACUUCUUUAUUUUUGAGUUGAGUUAUUGCCCUUUGUUGAUAUUCAAACUUUACUUAUGUCCAAAGUAUAAAAGCUAUGGACUUGAAACUUCAUAGGAUGAUAGAUCUCAUUAAGAAGAAGAGAGUGCAAUUCUAACAUUCCGUCAUCAUCAGUUUCCGUUCAUUAUCUUAAGAACAGUUGCACACAUUCAACUCAAACUGGACAUAUGGAUAUAUAAUGAGAAAAUACAGGUCAAGUUCGAAUUCGGUCAUGGUUCGAUGAUUUUUGGCAGAGUUAUGCCCCUUUUACAUUGAAAAUAAUAUGAAAUUUUCAGUUAACGUUCAUUAUCUCCCCAACGAUACAACACAUUCAACUCAAACUUGACAUAUGGAUAUGUCAUGAGAAAAUACAGGCCAAGUUCGAAUUUGGUCAUGGUUUGAUGAUUUUUGGCAAAGUUAUGCCCCUUUUACUUUGAAAAUAAUAUGAAAUUUCCAGUUUCCGUUCAUUAUCUCCCCAACAGUACGACACAUUCAACGCAAACUUGACAUAUGGAUACGUCAAAGGAAUGCCCAAGCCAAGUUCGAAUUUGGUCAUGGUUUGAUGAUUUUUGGCAGAGUUAUGCCCCUUUUACUUUGAAAAUAAUAUGAAAUUUCCAGUUUCCGUUCAUUAUCUCCCCAACAGUACGACACAUUCAACGCAAACUUGACAUAUGGAUACGUCAAAGGAAUGCCCAAGCCAAGUUCGAAUUUGGUCAUGGUUCAAUGAUUUUUGGCAGAGUAAUGCCCCUUUCACUUAGAAAAUAACACGAAAUUUACAGUUUCUGUUCAUAACUACCCAACAGUGUUACAUAUUCAACUCAAAUUUGACAUAUGGAUAUGUCAAAGGAAUUGGCAGGUCAAGUUGGAAUUUGGUCAUGGUUUGAUGAUUUUUUUUGGCAGAGUUAUGUCCCUUUCACUUUGAAAAUAAUAUACAUGUAGAUACAUCUUAGGAAUAAGCAGUUUAAGUUUGAAUUUGGUCGUUGUUCAAUGAUUUUGGACAGACUUAUCUUUCCUGAAUGUUGGAAAAAUUUUGAACUUUCAGUUUCAGCACUCAUACUUUUGUGGAAAUGUAUGUAGCCAUUAUUUUGGCUACAAAUAUGCAAUAUGCUAUUUUUAAAAGGUUAAGACUGAAUAAUUUCAGUGCCUUGAACAUUGUAUGAAAACGGUUUGUGUUACCAUUGAAAAGUUUUAAGAGCUUUGAACUUAAAAUGAAAAAAAUAAUUUGUGCAAACAAAUUUGGAACUAAAUAUUAUAACAUCUGAAAUUUUGGCUGCAUGCGGGGCAUCGGUGGCAUGAUGACACAUUUCUAGUCAUUGAUUCAUAUAGGAAAAAAAACGCGACUGCUAUAUAACAGUAUAGUGCUUUGCACCUUGUAUAAUAUCAGUAUAGUUUUUUUCACAGAGGCUCCAAUGGGGCAGUGGUAACCAACAUUCCCAGAAGCAAAAAAAUGGAAUCAAUAAAUUUAAAAUAAACUAAAUACAAUGAAAAAUGUAAACAAGAUGAUUAAUUAAAUAAAAUUUACUCUCA
Messenger RNA from Ruditapes philippinarum (Manila clam), 3880 nucleotides. Its product is annotated as zinc finger protein 726-like. The record is from RefSeq and is a predicted model, not a curated record. Lineage: Eukaryota; Metazoa; Mollusca; Bivalvia; Venerida; Veneridae. Gene Ontology annotation, molecular function: DNA-binding transcription factor activity, RNA polymerase II-specific; RNA polymerase II cis-regulatory region sequence-specific DNA binding. The transcript is spliced from 2 exons. The coding region runs from base 1059 to 2081 and encodes 340 amino acids. Gene Ontology annotation, biological process: regulation of DNA-templated transcription.